Molecule: messenger RNA, 6112 nt
Organism: Nycticebus coucang (slow loris)
Lineage: Eukaryota; Metazoa; Chordata; Mammalia; Primates; Lorisidae
Gene: MTMR3
Product: myotubularin related protein 3
Exons: 23
Coding region: 418-4071 (1217 amino acids)
Biological process (GO): regulation of autophagy; dephosphorylation
Molecular function (GO): phosphatidylinositol-3-phosphate phosphatase activity; phosphatidylinositol-3,5-bisphosphate 3-phosphatase activity; protein phosphatase binding
Source: RefSeq, a predicted model, not a curated record
GCUCGAGGCCCAGCUCGGCGUCGGGAGCCCGCUCUGUGUGGCCGCUGCCGCCAUGUUGUUGUGGUUGUGAGAAGGCGGCAGCGGCAACAGAGGAGCAGCCGGAUAAGACAGUUCAGCGGCCUAGGCGCUGCCCCCCCCCGCCGGCCCUGGCUGGGAGCCUCCGUGGGGUGGCAGAGGAGGCCGCGCGUUGUAGGCCUCGCCAUGACCUGCCGCCCGCUGGUUUUUCUACUUGACCCUAAUUGCGUAGGGGUAACACAUUAGAAGAGUGAGAGCGAAAGUGGGACCUAAGUUGCAUUAAUGCAGAACCAGCACAGUGUUAUUCUGACUGACACAUGAUCUCAGCAUAAGGGAAAGAAGAUCCUUGUCAGACAGUGAAGAAGGGAAGAGGAUUUCUCCUCCUAAUCUGGGCCUCCUGUCAUGGAUGAAGAGACUCGGCACAGCAUUGAGUGCAUCCAGGCCAAUCAGAUCUUUCCCAGGAAGCAGCUGAUCCGGGAGGAUGAGAAUCUUCAGGUCCCUUUCCUUGAACUUCAUGGCGAGAGCACAGAGUAUGUGGGUCGUGCUGAAGAUGCCAUCAUUGCCCUUUCUAAUUACAGACUUCACAUCAAGUUCAAGGAGUCUCUUGUCAAUACUGCUUCUCAAUCUGCUGCUUCUGAAAUCCCAGUUCCAUUACAGCUUAUAGAAAGUGUUGAAUGCCGAGAUAUAUUUCAGCUUCACUUGACUUGCAAAGACUGCAAAGUUAUCAGGUGUCAGUUCUCAACUUUUGAACAGUGUCAAGAGUGGCUAAAGAGACUGAACAAUGCAAUCCGACCACCUGCUAAAAUAGAAGAUCUCUUCUCAUUUGCAUACCACGCUUGGUGCAUGGAGGUCUAUGCUAGUGAAAAAGAGCAACAUGGAGACCUAUGCAGACCAGGGGAGCAUGUAACGUCAAGGUUUAAAAACGAGGUGGAGAGGAUGGGUUUUGAUAUGAACAAUGCCUGGAGGAUUUCCAACAUCAAUGAGAAAUACAAGUUAUGUGGUAGCUAUCCCCAAGAGCUCAUAGUUCCUGCCUGGAUCACUGACAAAGAACUAGAAAGUGUAGCAAGCUUCAGGUCUUGGAAGCGCAUCCCGGCUGUCGUCUAUAGGCAUCAGAGCAAUGGAGCUGUCAUUGCCCGCUGUGGACAGCCGGAGGUUAGCUGGUGGGGCUGGCGAAAUGCAGACGAUGAGCACCUGGUGCAGUCAGUUGCAAAAGCUUGUGCCUCUGACUCUCGAUCGAGUGGCAGCAAGCUGUCAACUAGGAACAGUUCUCGAGACUUUGCCAGUGGGGGAGACCUUUCUGAUGUGGAGUUUGAUUCUUCUUUGUCAAAUACUUCAGGAGCAGAGAGUUUAUCUGUUCAGCCGCAGAAGCUUUUGAUCUUGGAUGCGCGCUCCUAUGCAGCAGCUGUGGCGAACCGAGCCAAAGGAGGUGGCUGCGAGUGCCCAGAAUAUUACCCGAACUGUGAAGUUGUAUUUAUGGGGAUGGCAAACAUUCAUUCUAUUCGGAGAAGUUUUCAGUCUUUACGGUUGCUAUGUACUCAGAUGCCAGAUCCAGGAAAUUGGCUCUCAGCUCUUGAGAGCACGAAAUGGCUCCAUCACCUGUCUGUGCUUCUGAAAUCAGCACUUCUAGUGGUGCAUGCUGUGGAUCGUGAUCAGCGACCGGUGCUAGUGCACUGUUCAGAUGGCUGGGACCGCACCCCUCAAAUUGUGGCAUUGGCUAAGCUUUUGCUGGACCCUUAUUACCGAACCAUAGAGGGUUUCCAGGUCCUCGUGGAGAUGGAGUGGCUGGAUUUUGGCCAUAAAUUUGCUGACCGGUGUGGUCAUGGGGAGAACUCGGAUGACCUGAAUGAGCGUUGCCCAGUGUUUCUGCAGUGGCUUGACUGUGUUCAUCAGCUUCAGAGGCAAUUUCCUUGCUCUUUUGAGUUCAAUGAAGCAUUCCUUGUGAAACUGGUGCAGCAUACCUAUUCUUGCCUCUUUGGAACAUUCCUGUGCAAUAACGCUAAGGAGAGAGGGGAAAAGCAUACACAGGAACGGACGUGCUCUGUGUGGUCACUUCUUCGAGCAGGGAACAAGGCUUUCAAAAACCUACUGUAUUCCUCUCAGUCAGAAGCCGUGCUGUACCCUGUCUGCCAUGUGCGUAACCUGAUGCUGUGGAGUGCUGUGUACCUGCCCUGCCCAUCCCCGUCCACCCCUGUGGAUGACAGCUGUGCACCAUACCCAGCCCCAGGCACCAGCCCUGAUGAUACCCCCCUUAGCCGGCUACCAAAGACUAGAUCAUUUGACAAUCUGACCACAGCCUCUGACAACACGGUGCCUCUGGCCAGCCGGCGUAGCAGCGACCCCAGCCUGAACGAGAAGUGGCAGGAGCACCGGCGCUCGCUAGAACUGAGCAGCCUGGCUGGUCCCGGAGAGGAGCCUCUUGCUGCUGACAGCCUGGGAAAGCCUACCAGAGUGCUGGCGGGUGCUGAGCUGUCUGUUGCAGCUGGAGUGGCUGAGGGGCAGAUGGAGAAUAUUUUGCAAGAAGCCACCAAAGAGGAUAGUGGAGUAGAGGAGCCUCACAGAGGGGACAGUGAGAUGCAGGAAGUCACAGAGGACACUCUCUUAACAGAAGAGAAUGGAGGGCAGACACCUGAGGGCUCAGCAAUGGGAUUUCAUCAGGACCCCGAACUGAGUGAUGCCGCUCUGAGGAAUGAACCAAGCACAGGCCUAUCUCUGUUCCCACAGUGUGCUCCUGAGCAGCAGGGUGGGUACAGUGUUCUCCCCGGUUCUCUCCAGGCCCCACCCAGGGAAGAGAAUUCCCAGGAGGUCCCUGUAGAGCAGCCUCGAACAGGAGAGACUGCAGAGGAAAGGGAGGAAACAGUCCUUCCAGUCCUAACAGAUGCAAAAGUUGGCUAUGAUACCUCUCAGUCACAUUCUCUGCUACCUUCUCAAGUCCCAUUUGAGACCAGAGGACCAAACCUGGACAGUUCCAUGGACAUGUUAAUGGAUGAUAAAGUGAAGUCAGAAAGUGGGCCCCAAGGCCACCAUAUACCUUGCCUGGUGAACAGUGGUGGGUUCAGUGGCAAGGAUGUGCUUCCCCAAACUGUGGAACCCAGGCCUUUGGAGAGGAGCCUGGUAGAGAGGCCCCAAGUGGUGGGAUCUGUGGUGCACAGGACUUCCCUUGGCAGUACCUUCAAUCCAACACGUUCCCCUCGUGCCUUGCCUUUAGCUGAAUGUAAAGAGGGACUUGUGUGCAACGGUGCCCUGGAGACUGAAAAUAAGGCCUCAGAACAGCCCCCAAGGCUUAGCACUCUCCAGAAAUACUCUGCACCCAAUGGGCACUGUGCCAGUGGGGAGGUAGCUAGGAACAAGGACUCACUGAGCUGCCAGCUGUCUGCUACAAGUUGUAGCUCAAGGAACUUGCACCACAAGUGGCUACACAGCCACUCUGGAAGACCGUCUGCAACCAGCAGCCCUGACCAGCCUUCCCGCAGCCACUUGGAUGAUGAUGGCAUGACUGUGUACACAGACAUGAUCCAGCAGCGCCUGCGUCAGAUUGAGUCAGGCCACCAGCAGGAAGUGGAAACUUUGAAGAAACAAGUUCAGGAGCUGAAGAAUCACCUGGAGAGCCAGUACCUGACCAGCUCCCUACGCUUCAAUGGGGACUUUGGUGAUGAAGUGACCUCAAUCCCCGACUCGGAAAGCAAUCUGGAUCAGAACUGUUUGUCUCGCUGCAGCACAGAGAUUUUCUCUGAAGCCAGCUGGGAACAGGUGGAUAAACAGGACACAGAGAUGACCCGUUGGCUUCCUGACCACCUGGCUGCCCACUGCUAUGCGUGUGACAGUGCCUUCUGGCUCGCCAGUAGGAAGCACCACUGCAGGGACACUGACCGUGUUGAUCAAACGUGGAAUUGUGGGAAUGUAUUCUGCUCCAGUUGUUGUAACCAGAAGGUUCCAGUUCCCAGCCAGCAGCUCUUUGAACCCAGUCGAGUGUGCAAGUCUUGCUACAGCAGCCUACAUCCCACCAGCUCCACCAUUGACCUUGAACUGGAUAAGCCCAUCGCUGCCACUUCAAACUGAAGCUCAAGUGACCUGGGGUGGGCAGAGGCCAAGAUGCUAUUCCUCUGAGAGGCCCACACUGCCUGGGCAGACUGAGAGGCCCAUGCACUUUGGAGUAGGGACAUGGAACUACCUAUACAGAGUGACAGAAAUUUGGGAUGUACCACUGGAUUGUAGAUUGAUUUUCUUUUCCUGUCCUUCAUCGCCACCCUCUACCUUUCCCAUCCUCUCUGCCUUCAGAAGAAACAAAAGUCCUCUCAUUGUCUUAAUUUGUUUUUUUAAUGGAAGACCAGAGGUUGCCAGGCCCCUUGUAACUGCCGAGCUACCUGCUAUCAGGUGAUGCUGAGAGUUGGCUUGGUUCUGGGUUGGGAGGAGGCUGGUCAGAGCCAGGAGUGAAGAUAUGAGACAAUAAGCUGGGAAGAAAGACAGUGCUAACAUUGUGACCAUUCCUCACAAUAACGGCCACAUCAGGGCUGAUUGGAAAACCUUUGCUGUUAGGGAUGCUGAAAGUGAUUGCCCCAAGAGCAUGCCGGGUGCCCCUCUCCCUCCUGAGAGAGGUUGGGCCAGCCCCACCUCACAGACAAAUAAAUGAGACUGACACUUGAAGGGAGGAGCACAGGCCUGCCUCCCUUUAGGGAAGGAAAGCAUUUGCUACUUUGAGGCCAGUGAGAGGGGCUGGGCACUAGCAUGUUAUCCCCUGUGGGAUUCUGUUUUUAACUUGACUCAGAUUGUCUGGGGCUCCCUUAAAGGGUUACCUCCCUGGACCAGGCUCUGUAGUACUUCCCACCCUCAGGCAUAAAGAAUGAAGACUAGCCAGAAUGUAAUGGCCAAGCCCAAAGCUUGCCCUGAGCCCAGGCACACCGCCUGCGUCCCCCUUCUGGGGCCUGGACCCCCACAUAAUCUCUCUUCCUCGGCCAGCAUAGGGAAAUCCAGACUCAGGGUUCCAAAAAUUCCCCAUUCCCAAAACAAACAAAUCAUGGAUCUCCCCCUUAAGGGGUAGAAUCAGCCUUUAGAGUUACAAGCCUCUGGAAAAGGGAGCAAGUCCCCAUACAAUCAGCUUCCUCCUCCUCCCUUUCUUGGAGCAGGAGGAAGGACCCAGUAGUCCUCUUUCCUGCUCCUGGCUGCCUGACUAAACAUGUGUCUGGUUGCUGGCCCGCAGUGAAGGGCCACUUGGUGACUCUGCAGGGUUCCUUAGAGAAGUGACAUGGUCUAGAGCAGAUUUGGGGCACCUUUCCUUAGUGAGUUUUGAUAUGGUCCAAAAAGAGCCUUAAAUCAAGAAUAGUUGUGGAGGAGGUGAGCAUGGAAAGGAUGGAGAGGAGCUGAGGUUUGUGCUUGGUAAUCUUGGUAUCCAUGUUUUGUGCCUGCCCUCCCUCUUGGGGAAGGGCCCUGCUUGGCUCUGUGGAAAGCUGCUAACUGGUGGCAGGGCAGAUUAUGGUGAGGGGUGGGGGUAAGGGCAGGGAACACCUAAGUUCUGACCCUGCUCUGUACUCUCCUGCCCCUUUAGAAGCAGUUCCCUGGCCAAGGGCAAGUUGCAUCUCAGGAAGGUGGCUCCUGUGUGUGCCCAAGCAUGGUUAAGGUAUGGCCCAGAAGCCUUCACUGACACUGUCAGUCCAGGCAAAGCCCAGAGCAUCUGAGCAUGUCUCUGACUUCCAGCGGCAGCAGGUUGCUCAGAGUUUGAGUUUAGGAAAACAAGGUAUAGUUCUCCACACUGUGUGGUCUGGUCAUGCAGAUCGGGAUAAGUCGGUCUAAUUGAAGAUUGUGCAGUUCUUAAAGACAGGUGCCAAGAGGUUAUGAUACGGGUUUCUUGGGUCUGAUGUACAGUGUGAAUAAAUGCUUGCAACUUUUAGCCCUUUUUUGAUCAAUGAAGCACUUUUUUAUUAAUAUUUUCCUUUGUAUGUAAAGGAGGAACCGUAACUCUCCGUAGCUGUACAUAUAACCCUUUUCUCCUAAAGAGGAGUCAGUCAUUGCUCCUAUAUUUUUCAUUUUUUGUCACAAGAAGUAAAUACUUUAGAAUUGUUAAAUAUAUAAAUAAAGCGAAUAAAGUUGAGUGUUCCGCAUGGUA